AUGCACACAGUUAAUAACGCUCGUUCUCCGCCCUCCACUCCGGCUCCGUCACCGAACCGGGCUGGGAUAACGGCGAAUCAGCAAGAUAAAGCUCAAUCUCCACCAUCUCAUCCAUCCAUUGCCUCUCUAACUUCCACCAAUGUGCCAGGCUCCUCAGAUGGUUCACGGCCCGCCCAUGAUCAUGUUAGCAGGAAGAAGGGUUGCGAAAUCUGCAUGGAGAAUUUUGGAGAAGACCAGUUUCCCUUCCGAUGCUAUAAGUGUCUCCGCAAAAAGUUCUGCAUCAGCUGUAUCAAGGAAUGGUUCCUGUUGUCCUGUAUGGAUCCAUCAAAUAUUCCAGUAAGAUGCUGUGUCCCUAUACCGGUGGCACUCGUCGAUGAUCUGCUGUCUAUCGAAGAGGUCGAGUACUACAAAUCGAAAUUCGUGGAGCACAGCACACAGAACCCACUUUACUGCCCAAAUCCGACUUGCUCAACAUUCAUCCCUCCAAGGCUCUUCUAUGAUCCAAAGAAGGCAUCUCCGGUGCCACAAGCCGAAGCAUUGAUUGACAACUACGACUGUGGAUACCCUAUGCAAGUUGAUACGCCCCGUCUGGUGGGUAAUGUUACAUGUCCAACAUGUCAAGCCUUGGUUUGCCUUUCAUGCCGAUCCUCGCAUGAAAAUUUCCUCGAAGCGACCACUGGGGAGAUACUAGAGAAAGAGGACUUCAAGCGGUGCCCUGAGUGCGCGAUAGGUAUCCAAAAAAUUGGAGGAUGUGACCUUGUAGUAUGUCGCUGCGGCACAUGUUUCUGCUGGGAAUGUCUCCAACUAAACAAUUUCUGUAUAUGUUCCCGGCAAUAUGAAGGCGCAGACGAGACCGGUGAGAUUGACGUCGACGAAAAUGGCAAUUCCCACGAUACUAAGGAUGCAUUGGGCAGCGCUGUAUCUGAAGGUGGAUGGAAUUGGGGGUGGCGAUGUGAGCACAAAUGGACGGCACCCAACGUUUUUUUCCCAAGGGAGGGGCAGGAGUGCUACCGUUGCGUCGAGACAAUCAAGUUUGCCGACCCAGCAGAGACUGAUGCGAACUCGCCCACCAGAUCUGAGGACAUGGUGGAAUCUUCGCCUGCUAUAGAUAAAGAAGAGCCAUUGGAACCCAGGCCUGACAGGACACCUUGGGAGUGUAAAUACUGCUCAAUGCUUAUUUGUGGGGACUGCAAAGUUGCCGAGGGAUGA
Messenger RNA from Drepanopeziza brunnea f. sp. 'multigermtubi' MB_m1, 1209 nucleotides. Lineage: Eukaryota; Fungi; Ascomycota; Leotiomycetes; Helotiales; Drepanopezizaceae. The record is from RefSeq and is a predicted model, not a curated record.